CUUGAGCGGGAGGGGGGCUUCAUAGGGCCACUUCCUGCCCGCGCCACGUGACCCCACGCCAUAUAAGGGGCGGCGGCGCGGGCCGGGCGGCAGCAUGCGCGCAGCUGGCGGUGGCUGAGGCGCUGCAGCUAUGGUGAAGGAGGAGUGCAAGGCACUGCUGGAUGCGCUCAACAAGGUGGCCGCCUGCUACCGCCACAUGGUGCUGACCAUCGGGGGCACGGCGGACUCGCAGAACCUGCGGGAGGAGCUGAGGAAAACCCGGCAGAAAGCCCAGGAGCUGGCGGUGGCCAACAGGAACAAGCUGACCGGCGUGCUGAAGGACAGGACGGUGAGCAAGGAGGACAAGGCGGAGUUUGAGAGGCUAUGGGUCAUCUUCUCCACUUGCAUGGAGAUCCUGGAGGUCGACAUGCGGCGGGCCCUGGAGCUGGGCCACGAGUUCCCCCUCAACGUCCCCAAGAAGCACCUGAUCCAGACGGGGAUGAGCGGGGGCACGUCGGGGGUGGCCGCCCGCGCCAUGAGCGUCCAGAACAUGAAGUACGAGGCUGAGCACAACAUCGACGUGGUGGAUUUGAAAGACCUAGAAAAGGAGAUCAACCAGGUGGGGGAGAUGAUGUACGAGAUGGAGAUGAAGGUGAACGUCCCCCACUGGACAGUGGAAGCCAAGCAGGACCCUGGGGCUGAACUGAAAUCCACCGUGAGCAUGGGCGCCUCCUCCAUGGGCAUGAUCUCUGUGGAAGAGAACAAAUCCUUCUGCGAUAUCAGCAAGGUUUUGGCAGGCGUGAUUUUCUCUGCGGUGCUCAUCAUUGCUAUCGUCCUGGCAGUGUGUGUAGUAAAACUCUCCUAAGGUGGCCUCGCUGCUCGCUGGUGGGGGUUUUUUGUGUGUGGCACAGUUUGUUUCGGGAAGGUCUCCUCCUGGAAAAGCUGAGAACUGAAAUUGUGACUUUAACACACAUGCGCACCUGAAAAACCUUUUGGGUUGCAUAUUGAUAUUGCGUACCUAGGGUUUGUGCACUUCUUUUAGCUUUAAAGGGGGAUAAGGCUGUAGAUCAGUCUGCAGUAUAAGACUUGUUCUCUGGGCUGGUCAUGGUUAACAGGACAGAGCCCCAGGGUAUUAUCGGUACUGGCUAUAAGAGGGAUUUGUCUGCUAUUAAUAGAUGAUGAUUCCCAGUAGCCUGAAUUUCUUGUUCUUCAAUAGGUUCUGAUGUCUGUGGCUGGUCCCAUGUUUACAACAUCUGGGGAACAUCCCAGAAAUUGGGGAUUAGGGUGUAUGUAUAUAGGGCAGUAUUGAUGGAGUGAUUUUUUUUUUUCUUUUUUUUAUUUUUUUUUUUGCUUCCCUCCCAAAACGCACAGGUUUUCUGCCACAAAAAGAAAUGAGUAAAUCCUAGUAAGAAGAUGUAAACUAUCUAUUUUUUACCUUAAUCUUUAGUGGUUUAAGUCUAGGAGACUGUGCAAUGUUUGAUACCAAAUACUGUCUGUAGGUUGGCACUGCUCCUACAGAAUCCAGUUGCACUUCUUGGUCUAGCAUACAUUAAUAACCACUGUAGUAAUUCCAGAACUGCAGAAAAGGAUGGAGAGCAAUUUCUGCAGAGAGAGAUUAACAGACUUCAUCCUUCUCUCCUAAAUUCUUUUUUUUUCCUUGCAGGAAAGCUUCUUGCCACUUUCUCAAAUCUUUUUUUUGCACUAGCUAACAAAUAUAAAAUUCAGUAUUUCCCUGAAGUCAGACAGCAGGGGACUUUUUAUUUAUUUAUUUUUAUUAGAUUGCAGUAAACUAACAAAGUUAAACCUGACAUUCCAGUUUGCCUGCCUCAAAUCCUGUAGCACUAAUAGAGGUCUAAUCUCACGUGGAUGGGCAGGGAUUGUGCAGCUCUCAUUUGUGGUAAGAAGAUUUAUACAUGUAUAUACAGGACUAAAGGAAAAUGGAACAGCAGGGCUCAGUCCUCCAUUUCUUUCUUGCCUGACUUCAGGUCCCUCUGAAAAAAGUGGCCACUGCCCAGUUGACUCCAGAAUUGGUAAAAGUGAGUGGAUACCCCUGUAGGGUGGAGGUCGGGAGGUAAGGGUGGAAAAACAAAAUGUGAAAAUUGACUUUGACUUCUUUUUUCUUUUUAACUGCUUAUGCUUUCACUUCUGAGAGCGCACUUAAAAUCUUGGAAGAUAAUUCCUAUGUGAUCUUGCACCAAAAGCAUACAUCACUUUAUAUUUUAUAUUAAUUUUAUUUUAUGUAUGUAUGUAUUUGUAUUUUUAAAAAAUCAAAAACAGAAGGGAUUUGAAGGCAAACCCAUUCUGACCCAAGUGAAAAUCUUUGGGCAUGCCACGAAGUGCCACAGAUGUGCAUGGCACUUGACAGACAAGUCCUUGUGCUAUAAGGUUAACAAUGCAAAUGAUUUAUGGCUCCCUUGUAUUAAAGAUUAAAUGAUUAAAAAUUGCCAAGUGUAGACAGAUUGGUCAGAUCUGUGGAGAACAGUAAAAUAUUGUGAGGUAAAUAAUAAGAUCAGCUUGGCACCAUGCUUUUACAUUUUUGUGAAUCCUAUGAAUUAAAUGUAUUAUGAAAACUAUAAAUAACUUUGUCUGAAAAAUAAAACUUUUAUCUUUUUUUAAACUGAGGAUUACUAGAGAUUAAUUUGAAAAUGAGUUGAGUCAUGUAUGUCACAUAAUAGGGACAUGGAUGGAUUUGGCUCAAUGUUACCAUGCAUUUUGCACAUGGAUCCAGCUCAGACUCUUUUGGCGGGGAGGGUGAAAUUGCAGCUACACAGUUUGUUUGGGGGGGUUGUUUUUUUUGUUUGGUGUGUUUUUGUUUUUUAAUUUAAAGUAUUACAUUUCACCAACUCCAAAGGGAUGUUUCUGUUUUUGGUUAACUUUUGGGUACCCAAAAGUUAACCAAACUAUUGUCAAAUACAAAACAAGCUUCUGUUUAUGGUGCUAUUGCUUCAGUCUAUUUAGAUGCAGGCUUGCAGAAAUUGCUGUGCAUUUUAAUUAGGCUGGAGUUUUUCUUUACAAGGUUACAGGCUACCCCCACCUUUCUAGAAAACUUAACAAAAGCUGCAGGAAAAUCUAACUCUGGCUUUGGAUUGCUGCCACAAGUCAGUAGGGAUUCAAAGGUAUUGUUCACUGUUUGCACAUUCACAUCAUUCAGUUUACAAAGAACUUGAUGAAAUCUAGGUCCUCAUGUAUUCCUUGCACACCUCAUGGCUUUCUUUAGCUCAACUGAUUUUGGUGGACACUUUAAAUGUCCAAGGAUAACUAUCUGGUAGGUUAAAUAAGUGGUAAUACAUAACAAUUUAUGCUGUGAUAUCUUAAAGAUCUGAAUCAAGUAUGUAGUUUGUGUACAAAUGCUUUAACCCUAAACAAUUCCACAUAUUAACCUUAGGUUCAUUUCUGAAUGAGUCAUAAAUGUGUAGUAAACUGUGAUGCACCAUAUUCUCUUGCUUUGAGUAUACAGGAUCCAGUCAUUCACAUUUUCACAUGAGUAGUCCUUGUAAGUAGUCUCUCUUACUCUAGCCUAGUUGCUUGUGCAAAUAACUUGAGACACUAGACUAUAGUCUGAAGAGAUGGAAACUCCUUUGUCACAAUACAUACUGCAGAUAUACAUUUCACUGCUUUGCCUGUUUCUUAACAAUAUCGGGCUUGUCAGAUGGGCUUGCAUUUAAAGAAUGUGAGAUUAAAAGAUUUAACUCGAAGUCUAACAGGAUUGAUACCUUCUAACUAGCUGAUAUCCCCAGAAUUUAAUCUCAUCUGAAGUGAAAUGCAACAGUAUAAAGGAUGUGAUAUGGGCCAUGAGCAAGUGCACAGACCAAAUCUAAAUGAUUAAAAAAAAAAACACCCAUUCAGAAGACAUUUCCCCCUAAAACUUAUUAGAGUACAGUACUUUACCUUUUUGUAUAGCUUUUUCUGGACUAAAUAAUGGUUAAACACCACUGCUUGUGGCUAUACUUGAAGCCAUCAAGGGACAGAUCCUAAUCUCAGCACUACAUCUAAAUCUUUGCCUGUGCUCCUGCUCAAGUUGGUAGCAACCUCUAGCCCAGUGGUUCUCUUUCCCCCGCCGUGUGCUGCUGGGAGCAGAGUGCAGCAGUGGCUAUGGGGUGGGGGAGCUCCCAGCACGUCUUGCCAUUUGUGCGCAGCGCCACGGGCAUUGCCUCUGUGACCCUCAUUUGGGUCCUGACCUGAGGUUGGGACCUGCUGCUCUAGCUCCUUCCAUAUGGAUAUUAACCUCAAAAGAAAGUUUUGAACUUCAUUCUUGCUGCUACCAUAAACUUCUCUUUAUUAGUGUAGACUACCUUCUUGUAAAGAAGAACUUUUACAAAUAAAAAUAUUUAAUUAGGAGAAUGAUGUAGCUUCUUGGUGACCAAACUGAAAGACUUCAAAUAGAAAUUACAACUUAUUUAUCCACCUAAAACCUUUUACAAUAAAAAUAUGAUUUAAGCUAUUACAUUGGUUUUAUGUGGAACAAAUUUAGCCUGUUUUAAAUUGGAAGCCUGUUUGCUUUAGAGCCUUAGUAUUUCAGUCUAGGAAUGAAUGAACUUUGAAACUGGGAUUGGAAAGGGAAAUGGAGAAUAUUUUUGUAAAUAAAAAUAAUAAUUACAAAAUAAAGCUUUAAAAUACUUUACAUUAAUGGUGUGAGACAAAGAAGUAUUGACUGUGAUGCUGAUCAGGGUCUACAAGUGUUGCUGUGUGUUCAGUAAAGAAGAAGAUGCACUGUGAUUAAUUUAUAUCUUGGGUUCUAAUUUUAAAUACUUGUCUUAUCCAUAUUGCAUAUCCAUUUUGGUAUGAGUCUGUGAAACACUAAAAUCUCAUAUCUGAAUGAAGCAACUUUGUUCUGCUUGUGCAUGGAUGACAUUUUCUAUGUUUGGAGUAAAACUUGUUACUGUCACCAUUUAUAAUUCAAAAUAAAGUAUGUUCUUAUAACUAA
Alligator mississippiensis (American alligator) is the source of this 4903-nucleotide messenger RNA. It is a transcript of the gene RGS9BP, whose product is annotated as regulator of G protein signaling 9 binding protein. The transcript has a single exon. Gene Ontology annotation, cellular component: neuron projection; photoreceptor outer segment. NCBI's taxonomy places the organism in Eukaryota, Metazoa, Chordata, Crocodylia, Alligatoridae. Bases 131 to 844 code for a protein of 237 amino acids. Gene Ontology annotation, biological process: detection of light stimulus involved in visual perception; G protein-coupled receptor signaling pathway. The record is from RefSeq and is a predicted model, not a curated record.